CAUCUGUCUAUAAGACCACUCCUCAGUUUCUGAAGAGAAGUACAGUGCAGAGCUCCUGACCUCUGCACCUGGAUCUGCAACCAUGAAGGUGGCAACUAUCUUUCUUGGCGCCUUGGCCCUGCUCAGUUUAGCAGGUAAUACCACAGCUGACUUCGUGGGCAAAAAGGCUGAUUGCAAUUAUGGAGCUACAGGAUGUCCCAGGAUUUAUGACCCUGUGUGUGGGAUGGAUGGAAUUACUUACUCCAAUGAAUGCAGGCUGUGCUCUGAAAACAGGGAACGCCAGGUUCCUGUCCUCAUUAGAAAAUAUGGGCCUUGCUGAAAGUCAAGAUUUCGAACUCUUUUAAGACUACUACUAUGCUUGGCUAGCCUGUUUGUUGAAUAAAUGCAUCUGAAUAGA
Messenger RNA from Peromyscus leucopus (white-footed mouse), 397 nucleotides. It is a transcript of the gene Spink1, whose product is annotated as serine peptidase inhibitor Kazal type 1. NCBI's taxonomy places the organism in Eukaryota, Metazoa, Chordata, Mammalia, Rodentia, Cricetidae. Bases 83 to 319 code for a protein of 78 amino acids. The transcript has 4 exons. Gene Ontology annotation, molecular function: protein binding; serine-type endopeptidase inhibitor activity. The record is from RefSeq and is a predicted model, not a curated record.